Lytechinus variegatus (green sea urchin) is the source of this 1411-nucleotide messenger RNA. RefSeq lists its product as uncharacterized. The record is from RefSeq and is a predicted model, not a curated record. The coding region runs from base 39 to 1037 and encodes 332 amino acids. The transcript has 3 exons. NCBI's taxonomy places the organism in Eukaryota, Metazoa, Echinodermata, Echinoidea, Temnopleuroida, Toxopneustidae.
CUGGGACAUUUUUAUUGUUGAAUCAACCUACAAUAACAAUGGUGUCUUUCGUGUCCAGUACACGUCUAUUCACGGGAUUCUAUCGAACGACAACGGAGCAUUUUGGAAAAUGCUUGAGAAAUCGUCUAGUUUUCACAAGGAGCUGUAAUAUGCAGCGAGAAACCACCACUAUGGAUACCGUAUACCCUCAGUUUCAAAGGUUUUUGACAGAUAUCCUGAAGGCAAGUCCAGACAAAUACCCCAAGUCAUAUCAUCUGAAGCAGUUCGGUUGGAACGAUUUCAACAAAAUUGGAGCCAUUCACCCUCAUUACCAUGUGGGAUACAGUCUGCUGGCAGCACUACAGCAUUCGCCAGCCGCUGCAGAUGGUGACCCUGACAAGAGCACCUCUUACUUUGGCCGCUGUUUCAGUCUCAACUUCCUCCCUGCAUACCACUCUACUAAUUUCGUUUCCAGGCCAGUCAGAUACGAUUCCUACAUUGCCUAUCUAGGUAGGACAUCUACGUACAUCGGCAUUGAACUUCGAGAUGACGAGUCCGACCUGCUUUACCUGACGGGUCAAAUGCAAUGCAUGACGAUUGACCUGAAAGAAAAGAAGCUCCUACCGGUUAGCCAGGAAUCAAUCAAGAAGUAUGAGGGUAAGAUCACGCUGAAGGAGGCCCCAAAGAGGCAUCAGUUCAUGCCAGCGCAGUUUGCGAAAGAUGAUGUCUUCAAGUGGAAGACUGCAGUUCAGUGGAGUGACGUGGACCACAAUGGCCAUGUCAAUCAAAUGCCGUACAUGCGAUUCAUCUACGAUGCAGGGAGUUCUGCAGCUGUGGCGGGGUACCUCAAGUCCUUCCACCGUGAGCUGAUCCACUAUAGAUUGAAGACCUACGCUGUGGAGUACAUUAAUGAGAUCCAUCAAGGACAAGAGCUUAAGAUUCUCUGUUGGGAGGCGAAGGACAGUCCGGGUACAAUCCAUUUUGAACUUCAUGUUGAAGGUCAUGUUGUCAGUAGAAGCCAUCUGAUAUUCGAUGUACAGCCGCUGGCCAAACUCUAGAAUCGACAUUCCUUUUAUGAGACCUUUUGUCGAAAGACCGAGCAACGUCUUUCGUUAAGGGGAGCGUUCCAUGAACGGAUCUUGUCAGACGUUUUAUCCGACAGUUAGGCUAGCUACCACAGUAAAACUGCAAUCAACAUCAAGGAAAGUUUUCAGAUCUGAAAACUUGUCGGACAAAAUUGUUGAUGAAAUGCUUCCCAGAAUUCCUACAUGCAUCCUUUCAUCUCGAAUCCACACAAAGACGGUGUGAAAAGAAAAAAAAAAACCGUCAUGGAGUUCCUUUCGUGGAGCGCACUUUGUUAAAGCGCCCCCAAUGAUCAAGGCGGAAAAAGGGUAGGAACAAAGUCGUUGCCCGACUAGACAUCACAACUAUU